GAAAACCAGAAAUAAAAUGGAAAAACCUUGCAUUGCACACAUCUUUGGAUGAAGAUGGUAACCUACGUUAAAUUACGAACUUUUUGCUGCUAUUAAACGAAUGUGAAGGCGCUGUAAUCAGUAGAAUGCCAUUGCUCAAACCUGAAACAGCAACAGGAACACAGUUGCUGGCCAGCAUUAGGCUACACCUGCAUAAGAAGAAUAUGUCGGCACAAUCUGCGUCAUUAGCAAAGUGGACGGAUGUGACUGGGAACAGAACGAAAGAGCGCCAAGGGCUUCCUCUCAGUAGGAGUGGCGCGCACGCACGUUGUCCGUUUGUUUAUAUUGUCUGGGUGAGGACAAGGUGUGGACAUAGGCUACGCGAGACCCGAACGUCAUAGUCCAUUCCUGACCGGCCAGAAAGCUUCUCAAAAGGUGGAAUAAAUAAUUCAUUCAGUGACGAAAGAAGAGGAAAUUUACAGUUUGUAACAGCACAAGGGUAAUGUGACAGAGGACACCUCCUGCAUUUGUACCCGAGGGAACUGGAGAUGAGGACUGUGGGAGUCUGGAGGACAGGGCACAUCUGUGCACUGUUGGCUGCUUUGCUGCUCCAGUUGCUGCAGCCUGCUGUCGGAGGCAGCUGGGCCUGGAGCCAGAACGUGCCGCGCCUGCAAAUCUCCCACGCAGAGCUGCGAUCGAAGAACAGUUCGGCUGUGUUCUGGCGGGGCAGGAGUGGUGGUGGGUAUCGGGCCCUGCUCCUGGAUGAAGACCGGGGUUGGCUACUGGUGGGCGGAAGGGACCAUGUCUACUUGCUCCAUUCCGAGGGCCUCACUCAGCCUGAACUAAAGAUUCAUUGGCCAGCUGGGAGGGAACAUACUGAACGAUGCAAGUAUGCAGGGAAGAAUCUCCUGACGGACUGUGCCAAUUUCGUGAGGCUCCUGCAGCCGUUCAACAAAACCCAUGUGUACGUGUGUGGAACAGGGGCGUACCACCCUGAGUGCACGUACAUGGACCUGGGUCACAACAUCGAGGAGCCCACGUUUCGGUUGCUAGGCCAUGCUGUCGAGUCUGGCAGAGGGAAGUGUCCCUUCAGUCCACACGAACCUUUCGCCGCUCGACUCACUGAUGGAGACCUAUAUGCAGGAACAUCGGUGGACUUCAUGGGAAAUAAUGCGGCCAUAUUUCGUACCUCUGUACACACAACCAGUAUACACUACAUUCGUACUGAGGCGAACCAUGAACACUGGCUCAAUGAACCCCAGUUUGUGGGCUCCUACUCCAUCCCAGACACGCACAGCCUGGACGAUGAUAAGGUCUACUUCUUCUUCAAAGAGACCGCUGUGGAGUCCAACCAGCUGGACAAGCGUAUCUACAGCCGUGUGGCCAGAGUGUGCAAGAAUGACAUUGGUGGGAAGAGGAGCCUGAUUAAUCGUUGGAGUACCUUUCUAAAGGCAAGACUGCUGUGCUCGGUGCCAGGGCCGGGGGGUCUGGACACACACUUCGAUGAGCUGGAGGACAUUUUUCUGUUGGAGACCAAAGAUCCACAGAAUCCAGUCAUCUAUGGAGUCUUCUCCACUUCCAGCUCUGUAUUCCGAGGCUCGGCUGUAUGCGUCUACUCCAUGGCUUCCAUCCGUGCUGCCUUCAAUGGGCCCUUUGCCCAUAAAGAGGGUCCUGACUACCGCUGGGUGGAGUUCAAGGGAAGGAUCCCAUAUCCACGUCCAGGCACUUGUCCAAGUGAGACGUAUGAUCCUCUGCACAAGUCCACCCGUGACUUCCCCGAUGAUGUUGUGAGCUUCAUGAGGGGGCACCAGCUAAUGUGGGAGCCAGUGGUGCCCAUCCACCGACGGCCACUAUUCACGCACAUCGGUGCCCCCUACAGGUUGAAGAAGUUGGUGGUGGAUAGAGUGGAGGCAGAGGAUGGCCAAUAUGAUGUACUGCACUUGGGCACCGAUGAGGGCAAAGUGCUGAAGGUGGUCUCUAUUCCUAAGGAGAAUUGGGAAACUGAAGAUAUCAUACUUGAAGAGCUGAGUGUCUUUCAGAGUCCAAUACUAAGUAUGGAGCUCUCCACCAAGCGGCAAAUCCUGUUCGUGAGCAGUGAAGAAGAGGUUGUCCAGCUUCCUCUGCAUCGGUGUGAACUUUAUGGCCAGGCUUGCGCGGACUGCUGCCUGGCCCGGGACCCCUAUUGCGCCUGGGAUGGGACGACCUGCAGUGGCUACAUCCCCAUCAGCAAGAGGCGUGCCCGGAGACAGGAUGUAAAGUACGGAGAUCCCUGGAGCCAGUGUCAGGAUCUGGGAGAUGGCUUGGAUGACAUAGAACUGAAGGUGAUUUACGGAAUAGAGAACAACUCCACAUUUCUGGAGUGUGUGCCGCAGUCUACUCAGGCAGUGGUCAAAUGGAUCAUGCAGCAUGGUCACAACCAGAACACUAUAGAGCUUCUCCCGGGUGAUAACACCAUCCACACGCGGCGAGGACUCCUCCUGCAGCACGUCACCUCCUCGAACGCCGGCCUCUACACGUGCACAUCGCACGAGCACUCUUUCUCUCGCACGCUGGCUCGCUACGAGCUGCAGGUUAUUCCCGAACGGCAGAUGAAUGCCGCGCGUAGUGCGCGACUUGCUGAGCCCAGGCUGGCCGGCAACUACGCGCCAUCCCCGCCACACUACAAAGACCUGCAGCUGAUCGGGGUUAGCGGCCAAACAGCCGAUGAGUACUGCGAGAAGCUGUGGCUCCGCGAGAAACGCAAGCAGAAGUUACGCACAUUGAAGUGGAAGCAGACCGCAGAGAACCGCAAGUCACGGGUUCGGAGGCAAAAUCCGCCGUACGAGCCGCUACAAUGAAGGCUGAGUAACGGACGUUUAGGGGAAUGAGAACAUGUGGGCUUGUCUCGGUUGAACAAAGUUUGUUUCGUAAUUAGUUGCCCUUUUAUUUUGUAUGGAGGCCAGUUUGGAUCAUAUUACUAAUAGACGCACUCAGUAUUUUUUAUUUUUUGCAAUUGUCUGCCUUAUUUUCCCAAUAAAAAAGUGACCCUAGUGACUUACCAAAAAUGUAUAGCACUAUGUUAGUACUAUAUUAUGUACAGUAGAAAGCAGCUUUGCUCUUAGCAAUUUUUCUGCUGAGGAAUAGAGUAUUCAGCAGCUAAAUGCACUGUAGGCUACACUGUGAAAGCCUGUGCUUUGCCCACCGUUGCCACCUACUGGCCAAAAUCUCACAUGGGAAGCUUUUCAUUGAAUAUAACAGCUAAUACUGAAACAGAACGACAUGCAAACAGGCUACCCUAAACACGCUAUCAUACAAAUGUGAGCCGAAUUCUGUGUUUUUGCUGGGAUGGUUUCAUAGUAUUCGUAUGCAAAUCUGACGUUUGCAAUCUAGCUGCCACUUCGUAUGGUUGCUUGAGGGAACGUCUUGGACUAUGCUCUGACAUGAGCAGGUGUCUCUGAGAUUGAGCGGAAGUUUCAGCAGGAUGUUCCCUUCAUCUCCUUCCUUCCUUUCUAUGUGCUGUGUCUUUCUCGCUUUCCUGCAAACAACCCUGAGAAAAUCUAGUUUGCAUUUGUGACUGCAUUAAAAAAAAAGAAAAAGCAAAGCGUGAAGUGCAGCAGAAGACAGAGUCUUGCUAAUUCGUUUCCUUGUGCAUGAAAAUGUCUUCCAUAAUUCCCAAGAUUACUGGAGCACAGCAAAUGGGAUUCCUAUUUGUCUUGUGUUGACAGGCUAGGAAGGUUUGUGAAAAAUGGCCUGGCAUUUGUGUAAAAUUAAGGACUAUAAAAUGAAAAGCAUGAUUUUUCUAUGGAUUAACAAGAUCAAAUUCCAAUAGUGUUUUGUAACUUUUUGCAUGUGUAUCUGAAAACCGGACAGUCAAUGUAAUAAAUUAACUAGUAUCACAUUUACAGCAUUCUAAAUGAUAUUUACAGAUAAUAUGCUGUAUUAUUAAAUAUAUGCCCAAUAUUUCUUCAGUAUUUACAUUUACAUUUUACAUUUUAACAUUUGGGUUUUGCUGUAAGUAGAGUUAUAGUGCAUUUUCAAUUUCAGUGAUGUAAAGAUUGUAUUUAAUAACAAUUUUUGAAACAGUGUAUUGUAUACUUUUUGUUGUGAGCAGAGUACACAUCAUGUUAUGUUGAUUUUAUUUAUCACAGCAAUGACGACAAAGUAAAAGUGUCACUUAUAAACUACAGACCACACAGAUUUAGCAGUGAUUCAUAAAAGGCUAAUGGGAAGAUUAUGUUGAACAGCUGUAAAUGCCAUUAGUCAUCUCUGUCAGUUGUUCAUUUUCAUAAUUUUCUGGUUUUGAUAACAUGUACAUCUGGUGUAUUGCAUUAAUAUUAUUCUAAUGACUGCUGUGUAGCCAUUAAGCUGUUUUAUUAUGACAGUGUCUACCAGUUACCUCUUAAAAACAAGCAGCUUUGUGUUAAUAUGUUGCUAUUCUCAUAAUGUAAGCAAUUUAUUAGUGUUAGUUAUAUUAUUUGCUGUUUAUAGGCUAGUUGUUUAACCAGCCUCCAUGCUUUGUGUUGAAAAGACCCAUCAUUCUCUAGAUUAAAUUUCACUUGAAGUAAGAUCUCUGAUGAUACCAGAAAUUAUCUUAAUUUUGUACAGUUUUUAAUCUUUAAAACUCAUUUAAAUCCUUCUCUGUGUAAAAAUAACUGUGUGAAAUCUAUUAAAAUAUUCAUUUUUUGUGUAUA
Molecule: messenger RNA, 4649 nt
Organism: Electrophorus electricus (electric eel)
Lineage: Eukaryota; Metazoa; Chordata; Actinopteri; Gymnotiformes; Gymnotidae
Product: semaphorin-3D
Biological process (GO): axon guidance; positive regulation of cell migration; negative chemotaxis
Cellular component (GO): plasma membrane
Molecular function (GO): semaphorin receptor binding; chemorepellent activity
Source: RefSeq, a predicted model, not a curated record